This is a messenger RNA of Nylanderia fulva, 2195 nucleotides long. RefSeq lists its product as uncharacterized. The record is from RefSeq and is a predicted model, not a curated record. NCBI's taxonomy places the organism in Eukaryota, Metazoa, Arthropoda, Insecta, Hymenoptera, Formicidae.
UAUGACGUUUUGAGAAAGUUGUAACAGCAAAAGUGGGACAACAUUUUUAAGCUUUGAAAAUGAUGUCACAGCUAUAUGGUUGCACAGCUAUUUUGCUGUAAAGACGUCAUCACAGUCAUAUGGUUGCACAGCUAUUUUGCUGUAAAGACAUUGUCACAGUCAUACGGUUGCACAGCUAUUUUGAUGUAAAGACGUUGUCAUAGCUACAUUACAGCAAUCGGAGUAAGCAAUACAAAUAACGGAUAAUUAAUAUUCAAGCAAUACAAAUAAUGGAUAAUUAAUAUUCAAUAAAAGUUAAAUUUUAAUUUUAACAUUCCGUAAAAAGGUUAAAAAAUAUUAAAAAAUUUUUUUUGCUUUAACUGGGAUUGAACUUCUGACAACCCGAAACCUUUGCUUCAAAAGCUUAGAUUAAAAAAAAUUAAUUAAUUAUUGCAAAUAAUUACAAUUUAUAACUUACAUAUAAGUAUACUAGUAAUGCGGACACAAAUUCAUACAAAUACUGUGAUAACAGAAUUAUAUACUAUCCUUAAGUAAUAAGUUUAGAUUCGCAAUAAGUGAACGCAUGGGUCCGCUGACCAUCGCUGAUACAUACUAAAUUUAACAUAAAAUUGAAAGUCAUGUUACUCUUUGCUAUAACAUACAAAUUAUAGCCAGAUUACAGCUAAAAUAGCUGUAAUCUGGCUGUAAUUAACACGCGCGCAUAAACUUUGCUAUGACAUACAAAUUACAGCCAGAUUACAGCUAUUUUAGCUGUAAUUUGGCUGUAGUUCGCACGCGCGCAUAAACUUUCCAUAUAGUGAUCUACCUUAACCUAAAAUUUGACCGUGCUGUCUGUAUUAAAAAAUAAAAAUGUUUAUCAUUGUUGAAACUAUUGAAGAUGGUGAAAAAAACUUGUGUGUUGUGCCCGAAAGUUGGGAAAAAAACGAAAUUUUAUAUUGGCCACCAGGACGAAAAGGAUUAAACCUUAGGAAAGAUGAUAGUGUUUUACCCGAUUUUAAUAAUUGGUCGAAACAAAAAUGCAUUGUAAAAAGAAAAAAUUUUGAUACGUUUCAAGCUGCUAUUAAAGUAGAAAAAUUUUUAAGUCGAUUUGACGAUACCGAGGACGAAGAAAGUUAUUUAGCACAGAAUUCUUCAAAACAGACACAGUCUUCACAGAAGAGGAAUAUUGAUUUUAAUAAUUUAAUGACAAACAAUAAUAUAAUAAAUAACAACGUAGACACUGAACUAACUAAAAAUGUAGAAAUUUAUCACAGUGAUAAUAUUCCAAUCUCUGUACAAAUUCCACAAAAUUCACAAGAUUCGGAAACUGCAUUAGAAUUUAUAAAUGCAACUUUAAUUAAGGAUAAUGGAAUUUCUACAUUGACCAUGAAUAAUUCUCCGAAAUUGUUAGACGUUGUUGAAAUAGGAGAAAAAUUAAACACAAUAAAUUCAAAUCUGGAAAAUUUGAAUAAUUAUAUUCAUCGAGAAAUAUCUGCGCUACAUGUCAAAUUUGAUAAAUUAAUCGAUCUUUUGAUUAAAAAUCAAAGCAACAUCAUUGAGAAAUCCGAAAAUGAUGCAUUAAAAAACGAAAACCUCGAAAGAGAUAUACAACAAAUAAAACCACUAGCAAUAGAAUCGGAUAUUAAUAAUUUAGAAAAAAAACUGUGCAAUGAAGAAUUCAAAUUGGCAUUUAUAAAAGUGAUGAGUGAAAUUGGAGGCACUACUGGUCAGAAGGAUGGAAAUAAAAUAGCAUAUUUAUUGGUGGAUCGACUAUUUGAAAGACAACUGUUAACUCAGUGUUCAUGGACUGGGUCUACAAAAAAGAAAGAAGAAAAAAAUAACAAAAUUGCUUUUUUCAAGUACAAUCAAAUAAUUGAAGCAAUUUAUAAAAUUUUACACUUAGCCGACUUACGUUAUACGAUUGAUGAUAACAUUGCUUUUUUGAAACGAAUUCUUAAAAACAGUGUUAGCCGAAACAAGCAGCUUCAAAAGCAACAGAAUAAACAAAAUAAAAAUUCUGAAGAAGCUAAUGAUAAUGAAUAUGAUAACAAUGUGAUGAGAAUUCUUGAAGGUGGUAACAUUUACGAUGAAAAUAUAGAGGAAGAAACAACCGAAAAUAGUGAUGGAAUUUAAUUAUUGUCGCUACUGUUUAAGUAAAUAAUGGUAAUAUUAAUGAAAAAUUUUGAUUUAUUAUAAGAUGAAUCUUUAUUUUUAUU